AAUGCAGAUUAUCUGAGCACAAGCCAGGACACCGAUCGCAGCAGCAUUGCGAUUUUUUUCCAGCUCUGGGAGAUUUUUUGAAUAAAAUGGAGCCGCAUCUCAAGAUCGAUGUCAGCUCCGCCAGCGGUUCGACGACCACUGGUGCAACAGCUUCAACAUCAGAAGCACCUCAAGACUCACAGGCACAGCAGACAAUGCCUCCACCAUCUUCUGAUUGGAGUAAUCAAUUCAAUUCUCCAGAAGCCGUGAGUCCGAAAGCCAAUGGUAUCAAAUGCUUCAGUCCUUACUCACAGGAAGAUAUGGGACCAUUUGUCGAACAACUUCUACCUUUUGUCAGAGCAAGUGCCUAUAAUUGGUUUCAUCUGCAGGCAGCAAAACGACGGCACUUCAAAGAAUUUGAUAAGAAGAUGUGUGCGAGUGAAGAAAACGCGAAAUUAGCAGAAUUACAAAAUGAUAGAGAUGAAUUAAAAGUGAAAUGGGCUUCCAGACUUUUGGGAAAAAUAAAAAAAGAUAUUCAAAAUGACGAUAAAGAAGCGUUUAUUUCGGCUAUCAAUGGAAGUGAGCCGAACAAGUGUAUUAUAUCAGUUGCUGAUCAGAAAGGGAAAAUGCGGCGAAUUGAUUGCUUACGCCAAGCUGACAAAGUUUGGAGGCUUGAUCUGGUUACUAUUAUUUUAUUUAAAGGAAUUCCUCUCGAGAGCACCGACGGCGAGCGUCUCGAACGAUCCGAGGCAUGUGUCCACCCUCUGUGCAUAAAUCCUUUUCAUAUGGCGAUUAGUGUUCGCGGUCUUGACGUUUUUAUGGCAAACUAUCUGAAAGACGUUGACACUAAAAUUACAUUGACCUAUCCGAGAAAUGAUGAACUUUCUGAUACAGUGAUGGUAAAGCAAGAGCCCGGUGAACAGACAAUUGUAGCUCCUCAUGCAGUUCUUGGCACAAGUUCUACUCAUACUCGUGUCUGGGAAACGAAUUCCGAACGAAAUGCGGAAACAAUCAUUAUCACUUAUGAUCCACAGAAAGCUUGCCAUACUUAUUUUGGUGGUCGUGCUACUCUUGCCCAACAGUCUCUUUCUGCGGGAAACACGUAUAUGGUUAACAAAACCGCAGUCGACAACAACUUUUUCAAUGCAAAAAGAUCUGUUCUAUGUCUACCACCUCCUCCGAUUCAAAAUUGUUUUCCUUAUCCCAUCGCGGGAACAUCUGAUUCUCAACAAAUGGAUAUGUCGGAGGAUUCCAACGAUGGACCUUCAGAGAAACGAAGUCGGGAUAUAUCAUCGCAUGAUUCUCCUAAUUCCAGCACUAACGACGAAGUUCGGCGGAUAGUGGAAAGUGGAACGGAAAAAUUGGUACUCGGAAGCUCCAUAUGGGCAGCACCAGGCCAAUUCUCUCGUACACAACAAAAUCAAGGAGCUCCCGGAACGAGUCGGCAAGUGAGACCGCUUCCCGAUUUUCAAAGUCAAGAUUCUGCGAGGAGUCCGGGUGCAUUCCGUUCAACAGCAAAACCCGUUUGUCGAAUGACAGUGAAUACUGGAAAUCAUGGCGAUGUUGGAGUCGUUGUUGUUGAUGAAAGAAAUCGGGAGCAUGUGAUUCAUGCUCAACAUAUAGUGAAUGCAUUGAGCUCACUUCGAACGACACCAUCGAUGCGAGAAAGUCCAGUUGGCAGAAAAAGAAUGCAUCCGCAUACGAGCAAUUCAUUUGAAUUUUUGAAUUGCAAUCAGGAAAUGAAUAAAAAUGAAGGAGCUUUAGGAAGCGAUAUUUCACCGACUCACACUGCUGUUUCUAAUCUAAUCAGCAGAGAAAGUAGUGGAUACAUGGCAAGCCCAACAAAAUUCACAACAGCACGCGGAGAUACAACAAGCUUCAGCAAAAUUUUCCAAAAGAUCGAAGAGAAACAUCUGCAACAUAAUCAACCGAGCACGAGCUACUGUAAUUCACAAAUCCAACCACCAAUCUUAUCAUCGAAACCAGUUGAUUCAUCAGUGAAAUUAAUUGCUCCAGUUGCAGUGAAACCAAUUAUGUCAGGAUGUAAUUCAAUCAUUCCAUCACCCAUCACAACUCCUCGUAUAACUCCUUCAUUUCGAAUGCUUGAAGAUGAUUCAUUGAUUAAUGUACUUGGACAACUUGCACACAGUAAUGACGGAACAACUUUAAACGAUAGCUUCAUUCAACAUCUUAUUGAUACCAAUUCUCGAUCUCCAUUGCUUAGUAGUGGAAAUGCUUUUUCGGCAUUAUCAAUGGGAGCUGUGAGUGGAUUAGUUCCUGGUAAUUCGAUUCAUCGUCCGGAUAGUUCUGCAAGCAACGGAUCGAAUUCGUUGGGUGUAGCAAUGGGAUUGGCCGUUCCUCAAAAUAUUGCACUGGCCGUCCAGCAAACUCAAAAUGCAAUGUCACCUCUUCAUCAAAUUCGUGUUAGCGUUGGAGCUCCACCAGCAUGCUCCCCGUCAUCAUCAAAUUCAUCUCUAGGAGCUGCAAAUCAAGCACCGGUCUCAAAUACUCCACAAGAUCCGAAUGCUCCAAAGCUGCCAACUGACUUUUCACAUGCUCUUCGUAAUGAGAAAAAAUGAUUUUGAUAUUCCUGUUAAUCUUUUUAUUCGUUUUAUUUAUCCCUUUCGUGUUACCAAUUGAAAAAUUAGAGUUAUCAAACCUAGUCCUUCUUUAGUAUUAUUCAAACUAGUUGUUAUUUUUAUUAUUUUCAUUUUUCUUCAAUCUUCAAAACAUUUUCUCCGUCUGUGACGUCAUAAUCUAUUUUUCCGAACCUCUUUUGAAAACCAAAAUCCACAAAAAAAUCAAUUGUUUACGGGGCCACACAUUUUCCCUUUUCUUUUCUUCACCGUCACCUCUUUAUCUUGUAAAUCUGAAAAACUUUGAAAAAACGUCGUAGCUAUGCACAAUUGUAAUCACCACUUCCAGUUUCCCAGUGUUUUCCUUUUAUGUUUUUUUUGCGUAUUUGAACCUCAUGUUUGCAUUUCUUGUGUGGGUAGUUCAGAUUAUUUAAUUUUUAAAACGUAUUUUAAUGAAUCUUGAAUUUU
Molecule: messenger RNA, 3023 nt
Organism: Caenorhabditis elegans
Lineage: Eukaryota; Metazoa; Nematoda; Chromadorea; Rhabditida; Rhabditidae
Gene: nfi-1
Product: Nuclear factor I family protein
Exons: 14
Coding region: 195-2558 (787 amino acids)
Biological process (GO): regulation of multicellular organismal process; regulation of DNA-templated transcription; positive regulation of DNA-templated transcription
Cellular component (GO): nucleus
Molecular function (GO): DNA-binding transcription factor activity
Source: RefSeq, marked reviewed